Nymphaea colorata (pocket water lily) is the source of this 1762-nucleotide messenger RNA. RefSeq names its product cytochrome P450 84A1-like. The record is from RefSeq and is a predicted model, not a curated record. The transcript is spliced from 2 exons. Gene Ontology annotation, molecular function: monooxygenase activity; oxidoreductase activity, acting on paired donors, with incorporation or reduction of molecular oxygen; iron ion binding. Lineage: Eukaryota; Viridiplantae; Streptophyta; Magnoliopsida; Nymphaeales; Nymphaeaceae. Bases 54 to 1568 code for a protein of 504 amino acids. Gene Ontology annotation, biological process: lignin biosynthetic process.
ACCACCACCCAUAUGACUUGGGAAGAGUCAUACAGCCAAACUGUAUAUCCGCCAUGGCCGCUGAUCUUCUCAUGCCUUUGGUCUUCCUGUCGUCCCUGGUCUUCCUCCUCCUCGGCUUCCUCAAGAAGAAGAAGAGGCUGCCCCUUCCCCCUGGCCCCCCCACCUUGCCCCUCAUAGGCCACAUGCACAUCAUGGACCAACUCACUCACAGAGGAUUGGCCAGGCUCGCCAACAAGUACGGCGGCAUCAUGUACCUCAGGCUCGGGUUCAUGCCGACGGUCGUCGUUUCGUCGCCGGACGCGGCGAAGGAGGUCCUCAAGGAGCAGGACGGCGUCUUCUCCAACCGCCCCGCGACGCUCACCAUCCGGUACCUGACCUACGGCCUCGCCGACAUGGCCUUCGCCAACUACGGGCCGUUCUGGCGCCAGAUGCGGAAGCUCUGCGUCAUGAAGCUCUUCAGCCGGAAGCGAGCCGAGUCGUGGGCGUCGGUCCGGCACGAGAUCGACGGCCUGAUCCGGACACUGGCAGCCGGCGCCGGCACCACGGUCAACCUCGGCGAGCUCGUGUUCGCCCUCACCAGGAACAUCACCUUCAAGGCCGCGUUCGGUUCCGACUUCGAUGACGACCAGAACGUGUUUCUCUCCAUCCUCCAGGAGUUCUCGAAGCUGUUCGGGGCUUUCAACAUCGGCGACUUCGUCCCCUGGCUGGACCGCUUCGACCUGCAGGGCCUGAACAAGAGGCUGGAGAAGGCCCGGGGCUCGCUGGACCGCUUCACUGACAGGAUCAUAGACGACCAUAUGGCGAAGGCGAAGGGCAAAGGUGAGGACGGCUCGGACAUGGUGGACGAGCUCCUUGCCUUCCUCGGCGACCAGGCCUCGGCCGGAGCUGAAGACGUUCUCGACGAAAAUUCCGCCGCUUUGAAGCUGACGAGGGAAAACGUCAAGGCAAUCGUCAUGGACGUGAUGUUCGGUGGGACGGAGACAGUCGCGUCGGCCAUAGAAUGGGUAAUGGCGGAACUAAUGAACAACCCCAAGGAGAUGGAGAAGGUGCAAGAUGAGCUUAAGAGGGAAGUUGGUCUGGAGCGCCAAGUGGAGGAGAGCGACAUCGAGAGGUUGGUCCAUCUAAAGCGGGUGUUCAAGGAGACGCUGCGGCUGCACCCACCUAUUCCCGUCCUCAUGCACGAGACCGCCGAAGAAACGGAGCUCCUGGGGUACAGGGUGCCGGCGAGGUGCAGGGUGAUGGUGAAUGCCUAUGCGAUCGGCCGGAAUCCGGAAGCCUGGCCUGAUGCCAAUAAGUUUAUGCCGGACCGGUUUGCUUCCGAGGGCGCGCCCGACUUCAAGGGAAGCAAUUUCGAGCUCAUCCCCUUCGGCUCCGGCCGCCGGUCGUGUCCCGGGAUGCAGCUAGGCUUGUAUACACUGGAGCUGGCCGUGGCCCGAAUGGUUCAUUCCUUCACUUGGGCUCUGCCUGAUGGGAUGAAGGCCGGGGAGCUGGACAUGAGCGACACGUCUGGCUUGACGGCGCCUAGAGCAAAGCAGCUGGAGGCUGUGCCAACGCCACGCCUGCUCUAGCUGUUCCGUGUUUGUUCUUCGGUGAUUUUCAAUCUCGGGUAUUGUAAUUACGUCGUAUUCCGGUCGCCGGAAAACUAAAACAUAAACAUGUUUUUUUUUUUGUUUUUCUUUUCUUAUUUGACAUUGUAAGUGGGGGUUGAUGUCCGGACUAUUGGAAGUUAUGAGAACUAAUAAAAUCCCAACUGUUGGACUCA